This is a messenger RNA of Prorocentrum cordatum, 2854 nucleotides long. The record is from the annotation of a GenBank genome assembly. Lineage: Eukaryota; Dinophyceae; Prorocentrales; Prorocentraceae.
CCGCAGCCAUUUUGGCCCAAUUUCACUCUGCACCACACUCGGCCACCUUCAUACUGCAAAAGCUGCCUCUCUGCCCUGGCGGCCACCAGCCCGUCAUGCUUCGACGGGCCGGCCUCUUGGGUGCGCUGCUCCUGGCCGUGAACGGCCUGCACCAGGAGUUCCAGCGGCAGCCCGUGGGGAGCAGGUUCGGCCAGGCGGGGCAGGAGCUGUCUGGCGCGGGCGCCGCCGAGGCGGACUGGCCGUGGCACUUUGGCGGCCACCACGCGGAGUCCAAGGCGCAGCAGCCCCUCGCCGACGCCGCGCCGACGGCGCCGGUGGCCGCGCCGGAGGCGGCGCCUCUGCACCGGGGCCGCCUGGCCGCCCUCGUGACCGGCUCGGUGGAGCGGCUGCUGCUCACACCGCUGCUCUCCAAUGUCGUCCGUGCCAACGCAGAGAGGGGCCUCCAGGUGGACCUGUUCCUCAGCCUGCAGGCGCCCUCCAGCAUUGUCCAGGCUGCCGCUGAGCUCGAGACGCCCGUCGACAAUGCGACCAGCGACCCCAAGGUCGCGCAGCUGCUUCAGGGCGCCAGCGUGGACAAUUUCAACAGCACCGUCAUGGACCAGAUCUGCUCGCUGGCCCUGGCGCAGCUCGCGUCGAGCUGCCAGUGGGACAUCGAGGGUGGCGAUCUGGGGCCAAUCGACGGCGCCACCGAGAGUUCCAUUUCGACCGACCGCGUCGCCGCGAGCGUCACCAGCGGCACCAGCCAGGCGGCCGUGGCGAGGUGGCGCUCGCGGUCCCGGCUGUGGAACCGGGCGCUUGCGAAGGAGGCGUCCCAGCGGAGGUACGCCGCGGUGCUGGUGGCCCCUGCGGACGGCCUGUGGAUGGCUCCCCUGGUCGUGGACGUCAGUGAGUUCCAGGCGGAUUCCAUGAAGGUCUCGGUGAUGUCCUGCUCCGACUCCGUCGCCGGUAUCAGGGGAAUGAUUAUGUCGGAGGCCGCCGUGAUGGGCCGCGAGGCGGCGGGGGCGAUGCUGCAGCUGUACCAGGUCAGCAGCACCGCCGAGGAGGUGGCCAGCUGGGUCGCCCGGGUGCGCAGCACGAACGUCGUGCCCGAGCCGAAGCCAGUGGCGCUGGCGACCUACACGCAGAGCGGGCUGCCCUGCUUCCGCAGGCAGUCGUUCAAUUUGACCCUGACGGAGGGCCAGGCUGCCGUGUACCAGCAGUGCUUCGGCGAGCCCAGCUCCGCCGGGCCGCUGACGAGUUUUUUCAACACCUUCAGCUGCGAGGACAUGAACCCUGCGUUCUAUGGCGUCCUGUGGCCGCAGCAAGUGAAGAAGCUCCACGCGGCGAUCGGUGAGCUGGCCGGCCGUCAGGAGAGAAAGCCGCUCGUCCUCACGGUGAUCGACGAGGAGGAGGAGGACCUCGCAUACCACAUGAUCAGGAGCCUGCAGGCGACCGGGGAGGCUGCGAACAGCCUCGUGGUCGGCACCGUCCCUGGCAUAUGCAGGGACAUGGAUGCGCUGUACGGCAUCCCGAGCAAGAGGUGCGUCGUCGUGCAGCCGGCGCAGAGCGUGCGGCGGGGAGUCCUCAGGCACGCGAUCCUGACGACCGCCGCGCUGGCCGGCCUCAGCGACCGGAUCACGCUCGCGUCGCCGCGCGUGGCCUUCGCGGGGCCCGCGGGCGCCCAGCUGCGCGCAGAGGCGGCCAGCAGGCACGUGGUCUUCGCCAGGGGCGGCAUGACGAGCAACGACACGGACGACUGUGGCGCUGCCGACGCCGGCCUCGACAGCGCCGUCGUCGCCGUCCCGGACGCGCCCGAGGUCACGAACCUUCUUCUCAGGGCGUGGGCGCGCAUGGUCGAGAGCCCGGGCGUCUCGCAGCAGGCGGCCCUCGCGGGCGCCGUGGAGGAGAAGGCGGACGGGGUGGAGGCGAUGCUGCUGUCCUGCAGCACGGCGAGGCUCCAGGAGACGGAGCGGGCGGAGAAGAGCGACGACGAGCUCCUGGCCGCCCUGGCGCCGGGGGAGAGGCCCCCCGCCCACCACAGGGCGAAGCGCUCCGCGGAGACCGAGGGCGCAGAGGUGGUCGAGGUGCAGCCGAAGCCGAAGCCCAAGGCCGGGCACUGGGACCCGCUCGAGAAGAAGUGGAUCCCCGCCGAGGGGGCGUCCAGGGUCCAGGAGCUGAAGGACAUGUGGUCGAAGCGCAUCGAGGAGAUGCGGGAAGCGAACGGGUACAACGAGACGGAGGAGCGGGAGGCGGCCAUCGCCAGGAGGAUGGAGAGGAGGAAGAAGAAACACAACCGAACUGGGCUGCCCACCCGCAAGAUCCGGUACCUGCCGCAGGCGGAGGUGGACAAGGUGAAGGCCAAGGACGACGCGUGGGCGGAGGCCCAGAGGAAGCAGAUGGAGGACGACCUGGCCCACGCGGACGAGCGCAAAGAGGCGUUCAAAAGGGAGGUCGAGAAGCAGAUGAAGAUCAUGGAGGGCGCGGGCAAGGACGACGAGGACGACGACGACUCCACGGACGACGGCGACCUGGGGGCGGAGUAGGCGGCUCUGCGGCCCCGAGCAGUGGCCAGCCGAGGCACCCUCCUCCCUUCGCUCCCCCCUUCGCUCCCCCCUCCCCUGCUCCCUCCUCCCUCGUCCUGGCGGCCCCCUCGAGGGGGUGGCGCAAGGAGGAGGGGGGGGGGGGCCUCUGGGAGGGCGGAGGGGCGGGGCGCUUCCCGGAGGGCAGGGGCCCUCGUGGGAGGCCCUGGCGGCUUCUGAGGGGGCCUCUCGGGGAGGCCUCUCUCGGAAGCCUCCAUGGCCUUCCGAGAUGGCCCCUGCCCUGAAGAAGCCCCCCCCCUUCCCAGAAGCGCCUUCUGGGGAUGGCCCCUGCCUCC